CUUGCAGGCGUCUCUAUAGGAUAUCAAGUAUAUAGUUUGUAGUUGUUUCCGGUGCUCUUUGCAAAAUGGUGAAGCUGACAAUGAUAGCGCGGGUCACUGAUGGCCUUCCUCUGGCAGAAGGGCUUGAUGACGGGCGGGAUCAAAAGGAUUCUGACUUCUACAAGCAGCAAGCUAAACUUCUUUUUAAGAACUUGUCAAAGGGGCAACAUGAAGCCUCAAGGAUGUCAAUUGAGACGGGAUCAUACUUUUUCCACUACAUCAUUGAAGGCCGAGUAUGUUAUCUAACAAUGUGUGACCGUUCUUAUCCAAAGAAGCUUGCAUUCCAGUACUUGGAAGAUCUGAAAAAUGAAUUCGAGAGAGUCAAUGGAAGUCAGAUUGAAACUGCGGCAAGGCCUUAUGCUUUUAUUAAGUUUGGUAUGUUGUUAAUCUCUACUGCACAUGCCACCAUUGUUUUUAUUCACCCUCUCAAGUUCUACUGCUUUAUAACAUAUGUUUCUCUGUAUUUAGAUACAUACAUACAGAAGACUAAGAAACUCUAUUUGGAUACCAGAACCCAAAGGAACAUUGCAAAACUGAAUGAUGAGCUCUAUGAGGUUCAUCAAAUUAUGACUCGCAAUGUCCAAGAAGUUCUUGGCGUCGGUGAAAAGCUAGACCAGGUCAGUGAAAUGUCAAAUAGGUUGUCAAAUGAAACGAAAAUGUAUGCAGAUAAGGCGAAGGAUCUCAAUCGGCAGGCUUUCAUUCGGAAGUAUGCUCCCGUUGCCAUUGUGAUCGGGGUCGUAAUAAUCCUGUUCUGGGCCAAGAACAAGAUAUGGUGAUUCCACUAAACAAAGGAAGCUGGCCUGUGGUAUAACACUGGAGAAAGAAGACAGUUAUGGUCGAAUCUGGAUCAAGAGAUGCUUGGAUAGCUUGCAUCCCGUAUCUGCCUGUUCAAGCGAGUAGUUUGAAGCUACCUUCUUACAAGCUAUUCAAGUGAAUUCGUUGUAGUAUAGAUCUUAUAUGACGGACUUGAUUUUGUGAAUCCUCAGAACCGUACAUACAAGAGCUCUGUAGAGUUGACCUUUCGAUACCGGGAUUGUGUUUUCCUGAGAACUCUUGUAAGAAUUUGGGGGGCUGAUGAACUA
Messenger RNA from Lolium rigidum, 1121 nucleotides. Its product is annotated as 25.3 kDa vesicle transport protein-like. The record is from RefSeq and is a predicted model, not a curated record. NCBI's taxonomy places the organism in Eukaryota, Viridiplantae, Streptophyta, Magnoliopsida, Poales, Poaceae. The coding region runs from base 66 to 815 and encodes 249 amino acids. Gene Ontology annotation, cellular component: ER to Golgi transport vesicle membrane; Golgi membrane; SNARE complex. Gene Ontology annotation, molecular function: SNAP receptor activity. Gene Ontology annotation, biological process: vesicle fusion with Golgi apparatus; endoplasmic reticulum to Golgi vesicle-mediated transport; retrograde vesicle-mediated transport, Golgi to endoplasmic reticulum. The transcript has 4 exons.